ACAAUAGAAAACAGAAUUAUUAAGAGGAAACAUUAGGCUUCUUGAUGCAUUAAUUCCACUUGCAUAGGAACACUUGUUCGCGAGAUAUUGUUUCUAAGAGAAGAAAAAUCAAGGGUAAAUUGUGACAAAAAAUUUCAACGAGCCUCUGUCAGCCUAGCAGCAAUACAAAUGAAUGGAGGUUGGGCUACGCCCACGCUUCCGUUUCCUAUCCCUGUCAUUUAAUAUCUAUGGCGCAGCUAUGGCUACUAUUUUACAACUUGAUGAUUUGGAUAACGUCAAAACUGAGCUAAGACAGUUUUCUGAGUCUGACUGGAGACGAUUUGGAUCGGAAACUGGCCUCAGGAAGAACACACUUGAUAACAUAGAAGCCAAUAAAGCAAAAGUUGAGGAUCGUUUAGAAGAAUGUUUGGCUUACUGGCUGAGAAGGAAGGAUAAUGUUGAUAAACAAGGAAAGCCGUCAUGGAGUAGAUUAGCUGAGAUAUUAGAUAAACUUGGAGAAAGAGCAUUGGCUGAUAAAAUUAGGGAUAGAAAACUAAGAAAAGAAUUUUCUAGUGAUGGAUCUAACCGAGGAUCUAACCAUGAAGAGAAGCGAGUUGAGCCUGCUGCUACUUUUGGUCACAGCAUUUAUCUUCCUAAGUUUCUAGAGGAUGAGUAUCUUCGGAUGACAACUGAAUUUGCAAAUAUACUCAAGCGUUUUGUUAUUCAGGUUUUUAAAGAAAAGGAAAAAUUGAAAGGUGUCCAAAUGUCAUUGUACAUUGAAGAAUGUCAUCCACUUGCAGAGAUCAAUCAAGUUUAUAAUUUUUCCUUCAGUCCCUCCUGUGGUUUUAUUGAACUAUUGUUUGAUGAUUUUUGUAAAGGAUGGACUGUACAGCCAUUAGUUGAACCAUGUAGAUUACAUCAAGAUGACAUUGACAAAUUUGAUGAAGCUAUAUAUCCUCUUCCUCCAUCUUGUUUGGUAUCAGUAGAUGCAUCACCUAAUGCUGAUCCUACAUUACAUUACUCAGUACCACUGGAAGGAGUGGCUCAUCCUGUUACAUUAUUGAUUAACCAAAAACUUCAACUGGAAAAAGAUGUAUUAGAACUUAUUGCCAGUCAUAAAACUACUUUUGAAAAAGAAAAAGAUAGAGAACUUGCUGAAUUAACAAAGAAAUUAUAUGAGUCACUCCAGAAACAGUCAGCAAUAGCUAAAGAAAAGCAAGAAUUAUCGGAAAAAAUGCUAGCAUUGAUAAAAGAACAAGAAUUACCCAAACAAUUUGAGCCUGAUGACAAAGCAGAACAAGGGCAAGAUACUAUUGCUAUGGCUCAUAUAGCUGAUUAUGGUGAUGAGCUACAUGUACAUAUGUCUUGUGACAGUGAGAGAGGUUCUGAGACACCACCUAAAGGUAUAGACCAAUACGAGUUGGCCAUACCACAACAAGAAAUGCCCAAUACACCAUUGACAAUAAUGGUGGUUGGUGAGGCAGGAGUAGGAAAAUCAACACUCAUCAAUUCAAUGCUGGGUAGGAAAGUAGCCCUAGUAUCACAUGGCCCCUAUCCUACCAAUCAUAAUACAAUAGAAGAACACUCUGGCACUGUCUAUGGUACACUAGUAGUGUUUUAUGAUACAAGACGUCUGGGAGACCCACAACUAAAUAAUAAAGAGCUGACGAAGAAGAUUAAACAGAAGCUUGAUGAAUGUUGUGAUCGAUUCAAAAUCCUUAUAUGCCUGCGAAUUAUAGACAAAUUAGAUCAAUCAGUUGAGCGUUUUCAACAUCUUGUAAAACUGUUCAAGAAUGAUGAAACCAUAUGGAAAAGCUGCAUCUUAGUACUAACACAAGCCAAUAGAUUUGAUCUUAAUGAUUAUGAAAGUGAUGAAAAGGAGGACAAAGAAGGUUGGGGGAGCAGCCUUAGACAAGAGGAAGUGCUAAAAUUGAAAAUGAUUAUAUGUAUGAAAGAAUGGGCCAUACAGUUUCAAUCGUGCCUGGAAAGAUACAAUGCGCCCAAGAAAAUAAUCAUGAAUAUGCCAGUGUGUGUUGCUGGGAAUAAGAGGCACCUCAAAUUACCUGUCACUGAUAACUGGGUACAAAAAAUAAUGGAUUGCUGCCAUAUGAAAGCUCUAAAUUUCCAAAGCGAUCAUCAAACGGAAUGGCACUCACAAUUAAAAUACAAUCUAUGGUAA
Messenger RNA from Amphimedon queenslandica, 2158 nucleotides. RefSeq lists its product as uncharacterized. The transcript has 9 exons. The coding region runs from base 173 to 2158 and encodes 661 amino acids. Gene Ontology annotation, biological process: signal transduction. Lineage: Eukaryota; Metazoa; Porifera; Demospongiae; Haplosclerida; Niphatidae. The record is from RefSeq and is a predicted model, not a curated record. Gene Ontology annotation, molecular function: GTP binding; protein binding.